Molecule: messenger RNA, 495 nt
Organism: Dissoconium aciculare CBS 342.82
Lineage: Eukaryota; Fungi; Ascomycota; Dothideomycetes; Mycosphaerellales; Dissoconiaceae
Exons: 3
Coding region: 1-495 (164 amino acids)
Source: RefSeq, a predicted model, not a curated record
AUGCAUGUUGAUGCUAAUGCUAAUGCUAAUGCCAAUGCUGAUGCUAUCCAGUCGACUACUGCAGGAGGACGAGGCAACGACAACGACGACGACGACGACGACGAGGAUGAGGAUGAGGGAGAGAUGCACACCGCUCACAUCAGAGUGGGCAUCUCACCUGCUGCCCCUGCUGCGGCGGUGGUGGUGCUACAGGGAGGAGGCGGUACAGUCCAGGAACAGGGACAGGGACAGUCGUCGUCGUCGUCGUGCCAUCGAAAAGUCAUGGUACCGAGCUUUCCACGAAGUCGAAACCUCCCAAGAAAACAAAAAAAAAUAGGCGUGUUUCAGGGCUUCACACGCGAAACCGCGCGCGACCCGGCCCAAGGAAAGAAGAGGCCAGGCCAGGCCGUUCGCGCGCGCAAUGGACAUGGUCGCAACACGCCCACAAGUGUCUCCAAAUCGAUCAUCGCCCGGUCUUCUUCUUCUUCUUCUUCCCACAGUCGCAUCCUUACCUAA